CUCAGACCCGCCCCUAGUUUAUCCUUUUUGUCCCCGUGUCACCGCCUUCUUUUUUAGGCAUGUAAUCCUGAGCCCAUGAAUUAUUUUACUCCAAUUCUGCUUUCUAAAUUGCUGGCAAGUGGCUUUGAAAAGAUAGACGAGUCUGUAAAGUUGGUUUAAAUUGGUUGACAACAGGAUUGGCUGGUGUCCUCAGCUUCUUAAGGGAAACGCCUCUGUUUUGGUCACAGGUGGUUGUUAUUGAUUGGGCUCAGCAUGGCCGUGGUCAUCCGCUUGCAGGGUCUCCCCAUUGUGGCGGGGACCAUGGAUAUCCGCCACUUCUUCUCUGGACUAACCAUUCCUGAUGGUGGUGUGCAUAUUGUAGGUGGUGAACUUGGUGAGGCUUUCAUCGUUUUCUCCACAGAUGAAGAUGCACGGCUUGGUAUGAUGCGUGGUGGGGGUACAAUUAAAGGAUCCAAAGUGUCACUCCUACUGAGUAGUAAAACUGAAAUGCAAAAUAUGAUUGAGCUCAGCCGUAGGCGUUUUGAAACCGGUAAUGUGGAUAUGCCACCAGGGGGCUCGAGCAGGCCAGGGCCAACUAGCAAUACUGGUAUGAGUGGAAGGGGUAAUUUACCAACUACUAUGCCUAACUUAAACACUCCCACUAUGGUUACCACAACUUCCUCAUUGCAUGAAGGCAUGGGCAAUAAAAAUGUGCCCACCUUUUCUGCUGCCAGCAUGGGAAGUACACCCUCAAGCCUCAAUCCCACUUUUAGCAGCCCUGGGUUUAGCAUGGGUUCAACAAUGGCCAGCACUAUGCCGCCAUUGAAUACAAUAAACUCUGUACCACCUUUGCCACCACUUCCUCCUUUACCUACAAUGCCAUCACUGCCACCUAUGCCUUCAAUUCCUCCAAUUGGUAUUUUGCCACCAGUGCCUCCCCUUCCUCCUAUAGCACCUCUUGCUCCUAUCCCUCCCAUGCCGCCUCUACCUCCUAUGCCAAGCUUACCACCCAUGCCUAUGAACGCAGGUAGUGCUCUUCCUCUGGGAAGCUCUGGGCCCAGUGGAAUGAAUGGUUCUGGGUCUGCAAUGGGCAUCAGUAAUAGCAUAAGUUCCAUGUACAUGGGUCCCCUGGGUUCAUUGAAUCCAUUGCACCCCAUGAAUUCCCAUAGUUCAAUGAAUAAAGGACCACCACCAAUUAAUUCAGAUGAUCUCUAUGUCCAUGUUUAUGGGAUGCCAUACACUGCAAUGGAAUCGGAUGUAAGGGAAUUUUUUCAUGGACUUCGUGUUGAUGCAGUGCACAUGAUGAAAGAUCAUUUGGGUCGCAAUAACAGAGAUGCAAUGGUGAAAUUUUAUAGUCCCUCGGACACUUUUGAAGCUCUGAAACGUCAUGGGAAAAUGAUGAUGGGCCAGAGAUUUGCCAAUGUGUUCCCUGCAACAGAGAGACAGUGGAUGAAUACUACGGUUGGCUUUAAUACACCCAAAAGCAUGGGUCCCCCACCUACCAUUGGGCAUUAUGGACAAAACCUACCUCCAUUUCAUACAUCUAGGUCUGAAUCUCCAAGCAGGCGUGAACGGUCACGAUCACGCUCCCCUCAUGAGAAAGAGUUCUGCGUCUAUUUGAAAGGCUUACCAUACGAGGCUGAAAAUAAACACAUCAUGGAAUUUUUCAAUAAACUGGAACUCAUAGAGGACAGCAUCUACAUAGCCUAUGGACCAAAUGGAAGAGCAACAGGUGAAGGCUUUGUGGAAUUUAAAACUCCCACUGAUUACCAAGCUGCAUUGUGUCGCCACAAGCAGUACAUGGGCAGUCGCUUCAUCCAGGUUCAUCCAAUCACUAAAAAAGCCAUGUUAGAGAAGCUAGAAAUUAUUCAGAAGCGAACACACAACUUUGUGCAAAAUGAGCAGAAGAGAGAAGUAACUGUGAAAACUGAGGAAGUGUCUGGUUCACCAAAACUCUGUGGUCAUAUAUGGAAUAUUCCUUAUAAUGUAACGAAAAGUGAUGUGUUCCAGUUUUUGGAAGGUAUUGGACUAGCAGAAAAUGGUGUCCAGAUUCUUGUUGACUCUAAUGGUCAAGGGCUGGGGCAGGCACUGGUGCAAUUCCUAAAUGAAGAGGAGGCACAGAAGGCUGAGCGACUGCAUCGCAAGAAAUUAAAUGGACGCAAUGCAUUUCUGCAACUAAUCACUCUUGAGCAAAAGCAAGACAUGGAGACUAAUCCACCAUUUCAAACCAAAGGUCAAAAGAAUCCAAACCAAGGGAGCCUUGAUCCUCCUUUCCUCCCGAGUGUUGGAGGAGACAGCAUUUUUUCUCCAGGUGGCAAUUCAGGUAAUCUUAAUGGCCCUGUACCACCAUUUAACCCUGUUAGUAGUUUCAGUGGAUCAAGUAAUAUGUUUGGACCAGGACCAGGUCCUGGAUCAGGGGUCAGUGUCAGUAUUGGUGAUGGCCCAGUGGGAGGGCCUGUUUUUGGCAGCAGCAGUGUAGGUAGUUUUCCAGGACCAGGGGUUGAACCAAGCUUUGGAGGUGGCCCUUUAAAUACCAAUAGCCCAACAGUGGUUAAAGUGCAGAAUUUGCCCUUUAAAGUAUCUGUGGAUGAAAUUUUGGAUUUCUUUUAUGGCUACCGUGUGAUUCCUGACUCUGUGUGCCUGCAGUUCAAUGAACAAGGCAUGCCUACAGGUGAAGCAAUGGUUGCUUUUGAGUCCUGCGACGAAGCAAUGUCAGCUGUUGUUGAUCUCAGUGAUAGACCAAUGGGAUCAAGGAAAGUGAAGCUAGUCUUGGGAUAAUUCCAAACUUUAAACAAAGGCUGUAGCUUUUUGGCUUGCCUUUAGCACAGCUGUUUAAAUGGAGGUUGUCUGAACCUCGGGCCUGAAACUUGCAAGUGUUUGCGCUGACUUUUUGACCCAGAUUAUUUGGAACCGGAUGAAAAUGUUUAGGUGUCCAGUGGAAAUUGUAAGUACUGUACACCACUGAUUAGUGUAGACCUAGCAGAAGUGGAUGUUUUUGUGUAGAUCCAUGAAACUGUUAGUUUACUUAUACACUAGGCAAACAGCCUAUGCACAGAUGCAUACUAGAUGCUAAUGUAGCCAUAUUUCUUUGUUACAAUGCAAUCAUUUUAAGUUUUGGCGCCCUGAUUGUUAAGUGGAUAGAAACUCUGUCUCUGGCGACUAAACUGUAACUGCAGAUAACUAACCCUGCAUAUGAAAAUGAUGAAAUCAGAGCUAAACCUAGGUUGGACAGUUCUUUCUAAGUGAUGUAAAUUAUAGUAUUUUGUGCACUUGGGUGUUAUUGUCAGCUGCCAUUAGACACAGUGAAAAUAGUAGGAACGAGGGUACAAAUAAAUUGAAAACUGAGUUCUUAAUGUGCAUGUUGACCCUUUUUGUUCUGGGCAUGGUGUGUUUUUUUGAAUCUUUUGAGUUUGAGAGCAGCCAUUCUCUCCAGUCCCUGUAUAUAUACAGCAUACUGCAGGUUAGGUUGUUUCACUUCUGUGUUCAAUUCGAACUUGUGUUAAUGUAUGACCCAAGGCUUGACAUUCAAAUGUUUAUAGAGCUCAUUUGUAUGCUAGUUACCUAAUUGUUCUGCUAGUACCCACACUGUUCAUAUUGAUGCUGCAACAGUGGUGAAAUCAGUUCAGAUGAACUGUUUUUUUAUUAUUUUUAACCACUACAGGCUGCCAGUAGAUAUAUUUCUUGCUGUAGGAUUUGGCUAAUACCAACCUUUUAAUGCUGACGCACUUAGUAUAAUUUCUGCAUUAAUACUUUUCUAAAAUUUUGUUACUUGUUGGUUUGUAAAAGUGUACAAAAGUCCCCUCUAACUAAACUCAUUCAAAGGUUGAAUGAAUUCUUGUAACAGUGUUUUUUUUUUUAAAAAAAGGCUAGCUGCAAAUGUAUUCUUCUCUGGCACUGGGAAAAGUUCAUUGUAUUCAUACCAGCAUGCAGUGCUAGUAGAAAUUUAGUGUAACUAGCAUUUUGAAAUGUAUUUGUAAGCAAAUAUACGCUGGGUAGACAGUGCCCUGUACUGGGAAAUGCUGUACAGUCUUGUUAAUGACCCAAAACUCAAUAAUCCUACUGUAUCAUAUCCGUGAGUUUUUUGUAAAAGAUACAAAAUGAAUCAGUAAAAGUGUGAUGCUGUUUUUUUAACUAAAAAGAACAAUGCGUAUUGCUUAUUUGAAUUUUUGAUGUGUUUUUCCAAAUGAUGUUGAGGAGAUCUGAAACGUAUGCAACACUACAUUGUAUAGUGAGGAAGGACUUUUAUUGGUCUACUGAGCAUCCAUAACUGUUCCCAGUACAUCUUGGGAUAUUGUAUCCCUGUGGUUUUCAGUUUUGGGACUCCCAUCCCACACUACUGUACCAGUAGUGUUUACUUAAUACUGGAGGCAGUGGGGAGGGAUUUGGAACAGAUUGGUCUCAAUUCACAAGAACCUAGAUUCAGCUCCCACGUAAACUGGGUCUCAAAAGUAGCUGGUUAUUUUUAAUCAACUUGGCAGUGAUAUUUAAUUGUCAUGUGACUCCGAGCUCCUGAUGGUUGACCCUUGAGCCAAAUUCAACUCCAGUCUAAACCCAAGGUCUGCUCAGUGGGCUGAUGUGUGAAGUCCACAUAAACUACUUGUAAGAACUAUUGUAAGAACUGCAUUGUUCUUUGUGUGACUAGGAUAUCUGCUGAUGCAACAUAUUAAGCGUCUUUGUAUUGGCACAGUUGCAUUUAAAGAUCGCCUUUGUAAUUUGCAGACUGAUAAAUUUUGCAUUUACAUCUAUUUGGUGAGAUCAGUAGGCAAAAUGUUGAACUGAACCAUGAUGUAAAAGAACAAGUUGUACAUACACCAUUAUCUUUGCAGCUUUUUGUCAAUAAAAUGCAUUCCGUGAUGAAUAAAGGAAACAGCUCCUGUAGGUUUAGAUGUAAAACGUUGUGUUGCUUUUUUUUAAAAAAGGCCAGACAAAUGGCAAAUUUGUUGGCUGUCUUUUUUGUUUUUCUAUGUUUUGUGUGAAACAGUGAAGAACAUUGUAGUGCACCUGAUGUCUGAACCUAAUGGUCUGGUGGGAACAAAGUUGUCCAAUACUGACUUAAAUAGAUGAGCGGACCACAGUUAUCUGUCUGAUUUUUCUCAUUGAUCAUCUAUACUUGCAAUUUACCUCAUUAUUUCAGAAGCAAGUUAAUGUUUUAUACAACAGCAUUUUCAAUGAGCAGCUGUGACAGUGAUAUUCCAUGUUAAAAAUCAUUUUACUUUGCUGGUUCUUUGAGUUGGGAGAAUCAAUACAAGCCGAUUUUUUUUUAAAGUGAAAGUCUCCAUAAAUGAUUUCAAAUUUUUCCCCUUUUUUUGGAGUUCCACUUUGCUAAGACUAAUUUAUUCCUCCCCCCAGCCCCCCAAACCUUUUACAAUGCUUAGUCCUCCCUAAAAGAGUACAAAGCUUGUUUUGCUUUUGCCCCCAAUUACAUUACUCUUACAAUUUCUGGAAAAGAGGUGGCGAUUUCGAAAGAGAAGAUCCAUUAAUGGUUAGGUUAGAUUUGAUUUUAACUGCAGGAGAAUAUUGGUGACUUUCCCUCCCAGUUACUUUUUUUAAAGAAUAUGUAUUAGACUGAAUUCUUCCUGUUAUCAAGAGAAUGAGUGAAUUUUUGUCUGGCUUGUCCUUGUGGUAUAUUCUCAAUUUACUUUCUUCAAUUUUCAGAGAAGUUGUGCGUAAUAUUUACAUGAAACUCAAGUGUCUUGUUCUGUUUCUGUUGUACGACCUUUAAACUGCAUACAUAAAAUGGCAAGAGUAA
Carcharodon carcharias (great white shark) is the source of this 5728-nucleotide messenger RNA. RefSeq names its product RNA binding motif protein 12 (gene rbm12). The transcript has 4 exons. The record is from RefSeq and is a predicted model, not a curated record. Gene Ontology annotation, molecular function: RNA binding. Gene Ontology annotation, cellular component: nucleoplasm; ribonucleoprotein complex. NCBI's taxonomy places the organism in Eukaryota, Metazoa, Chordata, Chondrichthyes, Lamniformes, Lamnidae. Bases 253 to 2757 code for a protein of 834 amino acids. Gene Ontology annotation, biological process: regulation of RNA splicing.